Molecule: messenger RNA, 1745 nt
Organism: Asterias rubens (European starfish)
Lineage: Eukaryota; Metazoa; Echinodermata; Asteroidea; Forcipulatida; Asteriidae
Product: F-box/WD repeat-containing protein 4-like
Exons: 9
Coding region: 232-1419 (395 amino acids)
Biological process (GO): SCF-dependent proteasomal ubiquitin-dependent protein catabolic process
Cellular component (GO): SCF ubiquitin ligase complex
Molecular function (GO): protein binding
Source: RefSeq, a predicted model, not a curated record
CAUAACAUUGCAAAACAAACUGAAAUUAUGUGUCAACACAAUCUGUUUGAAAUGAUCGCAAGAACCCUUUUCACAGCUUCUAAAUAACACGGCUCUUCUUGUUUAGUUGGUUUGAUGAGGAGAACGUAAGAAGACGUCUGUUAUUGCUACGGACAUCAUCAGGUGGAAAUGACAGCUGUCGCAUUUAUAGACAGAUUGUAGGAGGUCGAGAUUUCUUUUUGUGAGACUAAAAUGGCGGGUUUUCUUGACUUACCCGAUGAAGUACUUUUGUAUAUCCUGAGUUUGCUAAGAAUAUCAGAGAUUGGUUGCAUUGCCCAAGUAAGCAGAAGGCUCAAUGCACUGAUUGGUCAAGAUGCUGCAUGGCGACCAAUCAGCAGACAACUUAUCAAUAUUCAGGAGGAUGAAAAAACAAGAGAAAACUGUGGCCACAAAAUUGGACGCAGACAGAAGUCCUUGAAGGAAAUGUGUAGGAUCUCCCUCAACUGGACCAGAGGAAACAAAAAGGAAAAUAUUCUUUCUAAAUUUAAAACUCGGUAUUUACCCUGGCUUCAACUAGACGGCCAACAACUGUACAUGAGUCAAGGGGAGAAAGUCCACAGUUUCCGACUGCAUGAUAAUGGCAGUAUAUACAAGAAACCAUUAGUUUCCUUCCAUGGUCAGCUGAAUGACGUCACACAGUUUGUUGUCAAGAAGGAUAGACUUCUCACAGCAGGAUGUGACGCAAGGUUCCUCUUGUAUAGCAAGUACACCGGUGCCCUGUUGAACUGUUACCAGCCAGACGAGCAGCGUAUAUCAGGUUUAAAUAUCAUGUGCGUCGACAUGACGGACGACGUGAUUGUUGGGGGAGUAAACGAUAAAUCAAUCACCCUUUGGAGAUGUAAUUGCCAACAGCCGAUGAGGUCCAUCACAAUGUCGGAUACUGUCAGGUCACUGCGUACAAGUCCAAGCCAAAGAUCUUUUGCAAGUGGCUCUUCAGCAGUAGCCGAUCGACAACCGAUAAAAAUAUGGGAUAUAGAGAGUGGUAAACAGAUUAUGACGAUUGGACGUAAUUGGCGCCAUGGUGCCGGUAUACUACACAUGCAAUAUGAGUCACCAGACACACUACUCUCUGCUGGUUAUGAUACCUUUGUAAGAAUGUGGGAUCUCAGGACAAACUGUAUAUUACCGGUCAUUGAAUUGGAAGAUCCACACGACUACACUGUGUACUGUAUUCAGUCUGACGGCAAAUAUCUGAUCGCUAGCGGUACAGCGCUAUGGGGUGUGGCCAGACUCUGGGAUAAACGCAUGAAUAAAACAUUACAGAGUUUCUUCAUCGGGCGAGGGAGCAAUAGUCCAGUCUAUAGCCUUCAGUUUAACACUACUCACAUGUACGUUGCUUUAUCAAACUCACUCAGGGCUUUGAGUUUCACUGGGAGGUGAUACAUGGAGUUAACUUUUGGUGACAAUAUCUUGCACUCAGGAAAAUUACAGCUGGAAACAGGCGCUCCAGCAUCGCGCCAAACCAAACUAUCAAAUUAAGUACUUGAACAGUUUUGAGUGUAUCUGAAAGUCAAUACAGUGUUGGCCUAUACAUUGCUAUAUGGGGGGACAGAAUAUCUGGCGGACGGAUUUCCGUGGGACACCUAAACUACCGAUUCUCAACUGAUGAAAACCACCAUACUCACUGUGACUCACUAAAGGCAAUGGACACUAUUGGUAAUUACUCAAAAUAAUUAUUAGCAUAAAACCUUACUUGCAAAAAAUAG